Messenger RNA from Penicillium longicatenatum, 1059 nucleotides. RefSeq names its product putative peroxisome biosynthesis protein (Peroxine-7) (gene pex7). Lineage: Eukaryota; Fungi; Ascomycota; Eurotiomycetes; Eurotiales; Aspergillaceae. Gene Ontology annotation, biological process: protein import into peroxisome matrix. Gene Ontology annotation, cellular component: peroxisomal matrix; cytosol. The coding region runs from base 1 to 1059 and encodes 352 amino acids. Gene Ontology annotation, molecular function: protein binding. The transcript has 2 exons. The record is from RefSeq and is a predicted model, not a curated record.
AUGCUGCAGUUCCGCACGCAGGGUUUCAACGGGACGGCUGUUGGAUACUCCCCGUUCUUCGAUAAUCGCAUCGCGGUCGCAAGCUCUGCCAAUUUUGGGCUGGUCGGAAACGGUCGGCUCUGGGUCUUUGAGUUGACAGCCCAGGGUAUCCAGCCCAUGAAAUGGUUCGCCACACAAGACUCACUCUACGAUCUGGCCUGGUCGGAGAUUCAUGAAAACCAGGUCGUUACAGCAUCCGGUGACGGAAGCAUCAAGCUAUUCGACUGCACCGUGAACGAUUUCCCGGUCCAACAAUGGAAAGAACAUAAUCGAGAGGUUUUCAGCGUGAACUGGGGCCCAAUCGAAAAGGACAAAUUUUGCUCCAGCAGCUGGGAUAAUACCGUGCGGGUCUGGUCGCCACAUCGCCAGCAGUCCCUACUCACUCUCCCCAUCCACUCCUGCACCUACUCCGCAACCUGGUCACCACAUAAUGCCAACCUCCUCUCCUGCGUCUCGAGUGAUGGCUAUGUGCGUCUCUAUGAUUUCCGCACCCCGGCCUCUGCUUCAAACCACCGAGUUAUGCAAUUUCUCAAUUCUACACCGCGGGGCGCACCGGGUUCAGAAAAAUUACCGCCCAACGCUACCGUCCCCAACGAAGUGCUCACUCAAGACUGGAACAAAUACCGCCCGAAUGUGCUCGCGACAGGUGGCGUGGACACUGCCAUUCGCGUAUUCGAUAUUCGAGCCUGUGAACAAGGCGCUGCGACAACCAUGGUAGGCCACAACUAUGCUGUCAAGAAAGUAGCCUGGUCACCACAUCUUUCCAGUGUAUUAUUGAGUGCUAGCUACGACAUGACUUGCCGUGUAUGGAGUGACGGUUCAGAAACGGUGCCGGCUGGCCAGGAACUGGAGUUUAUGCGCUCGGGUCCAACUCUUGGAAGGGAGCUAGGCCGAAUGGCCAGGCAUACGGAGUUCGCAACAGGUAUCGACUGGUGUUUGUUUGGAAACGAGGGCUGGUGUGCAAGUGUUGGCUGGGACGAGAACCUUUUCGUGUGGGAUGUGCGGGGCUCCAUGACUUGA